GUUUCGUUCAAAUCUGUGUGGACUAUGAAUUAAGUCAGUAGUGAUAAGCAGUUUGCAAAUGAGUCGUGAGUCCCAUCUCUCACACAAUGACUUAAAUUAGUGUAUAAUGUGUGGCAUUUGUCGCUACUUUUGGCACUUUUCCUUCACCUUAUAAUUCAGUCACUUCUCGUUCGUUGGCAUUUGAGCGAUGGUUACGAAUAUAGUGCCGGCGCUUCUCCCAGCCUUAGUCCCUUUGGCCACUCUAUUAUGGAUCCGCGCCGCCGACCACUCCGUCACCAUUUCCCGCAACAACUGGGACCAGGAGUACGACUAUAUCAUUGUUGGCGGUGGGUCUGCCGGUGCUGUAAUGGCUAACCGAUUAUCGGAGGAUUCGUCAUUAAAAGUGUUACUUUUAGAGGCCGGAGGUUCAGAAAAUCUAUUCAGUGAUAUACCCAUAGCGGCGGCAACCCUUCAAAUGACACCAAUAGACUGGUCCUAUCAAACUGAACCUCAAGAAGCCUCCUGUUUUGGACUCAUUAACCGCACUUAUAACUCUUUUCUAUUCAGUGAUAUACCCAUAGCGGCGGCAACCCUUCAAAUGACACCAAUAGACUGGUCCUAUCAAACUGAACCUCAAGAAGCCUCCUGUUUUGGACUCAUUAACCGCCGGAGUCGUUGGCCUAGGGGUCGAGUGCUCGGGGGGUCAUCUGUGCUUAACUACAUGUUGUAUAUAAGAGGCAAUAGUCGUGAUUAUGAUGGUUGGGCUCAGAACGGAGCCUAUGGCUGGUCUUGGGAUGAAGUUCUGCCGUAUUUCAUAAAAUCAGAGGACAAUCGCGACCCAAGUAUUGCCUACAAUGAGAUCAUGUGA
Messenger RNA from Oppiella nova, 847 nucleotides. NCBI's taxonomy places the organism in Eukaryota, Metazoa, Arthropoda, Arachnida, Sarcoptiformes, Oppiidae. The record is from the annotation of a GenBank genome assembly.